Molecule: messenger RNA, 417 nt
Organism: Symbiodinium necroappetens
Lineage: Eukaryota; Dinophyceae; Suessiales; Symbiodiniaceae
Source: the annotation of a GenBank genome assembly
AUGGUCACCCACGUCUACCUCGGUUACAACAAGAUCGGGGUCGAGGGCGCCAAGGCACUCGCAGAUGCCUUGAAGUCCAACUGUACGGUCACCGACAUCAAUCUCGAUGGCAACGGGAUCGGAGACGAGGGUGCCAAGGCACUCGCAGAUGGUUUGAAGUCCAACUGUACGCUCACCGACAUCAAUCUCGAUCACAACGGGAUCAGAGACGAGGGCGCCAAGGCACUCGCAGAUGCCUUGAAGUCCAACUGUACAGUCACCCACGUCUACCUCAAUUUCAACAAGAUCGGGGACGAGGGUGCCAAGGCACUGGCAGAUGCUCUGAAAUCAAACAAGACCGUCACCGACAUCAACCUUUUUGACAACGAGAUCGGAGCCGAGGGCGCCAAGGCCAGGGGGUGCCCACGGGGUCUGUGA